AACUUAAGAUAGUUGCAAUGUAUUCCAAACAGUUCAUAGCAACCAGCUAAAUACUUCAGACGGCGUUGUCGUGGUUAUAUUGGAAAAACGGAUACAACGUUGUGACUACGUUGAGUCAACAACAGAAAAUAGAGCUCUUAGUCAUGUAAAGAUGACGCCCGCUACCAGCCUCAGUAUCCUGGCCGUCUCCUUCCUCUCCUUCCUCGCUGCCCCUCUCCUCUCCUCCGCGGGGAUCUCCCCCCCUCUAACCACUGCUUCUCUUAACGGUGAGUCUCAUGACCGGCCCCAGACCGCCCCCAGCCCCCCUCUCCUCCUCCUGGCUAUCCAUGCCAACCUCCGGGCAGCUUCUCCCCAGGGCAAGGCCCCUAGGAAACUCUUAGGGGCCCAAGAGAGAGCUCUGGAGACCCCUCCCAAACCUCUGGCCCAGGUCAUGUUUCCUAAGAACGUGACAGCUGAAGGGGCCCUGGCUCCCCCACUCGGAGCCGCCCAGGUGGCCCCUCCGCCCCGGAAGCUGAUGAAAGUGGACGCGUGCCGUGGUUACUAUGACGUGAUGGGCCAGUUUGACAAUCCCUUCAACUGCUCCAAGGACACGUUCGUCUACUGCUGUGGCACCUGCCACUAUCGCUUCUGCUGUCCGGACCAGAAUCAGCGCUUGGAGCAGGGCAGCUGUAAGAACUAUGACUCUCCCGAUUGGGCCAAAACCCAGGCUCCAGGCCUGUCCAAUCCGGACGACGACGAGGGCUCGGACCCUGGCUUCGACCCUCUGAAGCAGCAGAGUCACAACACGGGUUUUGUGAUUGGCGGUGUGGUGGUGUUCAUGGUGGCCGUUGCCGUGGGGAUUAAGGUGGUGUUCAACAAAGUUCAGCAGGAGGCUCAUAACAGGGAGCUCAAUAUGCCCAGGGCCCUUGUGGACAUGCUGCGGCACCAGUCCAGUCCAGUACAGCAGGACGAGAGAAACAACAGUGUGGCCCUGGCCUCGGGGGAGGGGCAGGGGACGCUGGGGAGACCCCCUAAGAACCUCUACGCCCCCGGUCUACCCAGCAAGGACAACAGACUGGGGAAUUUGCAACACAAUUUCAUCCACUCGUCAGGCUCCAGCCCCAAACACACAGCGACCAUCGAGCGCACCCCUCGUAUGAACAACGCUCAGCUGGCGACUGGAGGCACCCUCCUGUCCAGCAAACACAACAACACCAAGAGCCAGCCUGCCUUCCAUCACUCGCUCCACAACCUGGCUCAGCUGCCUCCUUCUUACGAGAGUGCCACGAAGCCUGAGCUCAACAGAUACUCCUCGCUGAAGCGUCUGGAGAAAGGCGGACUCGACGAGUAUUCCUCCGGCUACUGCACCACCAAGCGUCGCCCCCACACGGCCCAGCCCGCCCUUCAGUCCUCCCAGCACCACCUUCACUGGGGCGGAGAUUACACCCUGAGUGGAAGGGGCACCCUCCCCCGCCAUGCUGCUCGUCCCUGGAUCCAGCCCACCGGAAUGCCCACCUCCCCAACCCCCAACCCCUACCCCCUGGACCCCCCGGAGCCCCAGUACAACCCCAACUACGAGACCCUCUCCAAGAGGAAGGUCAAGUCCCAGGAUCAGCUCCUGAACAUGGGCGACGUCCCUGGCAACACAGGGACCCUCUCCAGGCUCUCCAAAAACCAACAGCACCAGUACUACAAAGCUAUGGCUGCCGCCAACAAGAACUCCAACACACAGACCUUGACGCGCAAGACCCAAGAUAGAAUGCUCAUGUCUCCGGACCAUCUAGAGGAGAGGAUGGGAGGGGUCGGGGGGAUGGGGGUCGGAGGAAUGGGGGUCGGGGGGAUGGGAGGGGUGACAGAUCCGUAUGCCCAUGGUGGAGGCGGAAUGGUCCCCACGCUGCCACGGCUCACUCCCCAGCAGAAGGCUCAGUCUCAGCAGAAUGUGUGUGCCACGCCCUCCCUCGACAGGCACCACAUGAUCAAGAUGAACUCUCACCCCACUUCCGGCAGGGAGCAGGAGAGGAGCACGGGCAUGACGGGGCACAUGAGCGGGGGCAUGGGCUGGGCGGGGGAGGCGCCGGGGCCGGGGGUCGUCAUGGGAACAGGGACGUUAACAGGGACGUUAGGGGGGCACAGGGAUAGGAGGAUGGCUUUCGCGUCGAAGAGGCAGAACACCAUUGAGCAGUUACAUUUUAUACCAGGAGGGGGCGGCGGAGGGGGGAGUGGGAGUGGGAGUGGGAGUCAGGGGAUCAGGACAGGGAGUAAGAAUGAGGUGACAGUGUAAGAAGGGCUGCCAGAUGUCGAAUUUGCCCUUGACCACAGAUCCAGGAACGGAUUUCCAUGUCCCAAUCCUACCAUCAACCAGUCGGAGAUUUUGAAUGUUUGUUUCUUAUUUGUCUCACUGUAUCCGUGGUUAGGGGCAAAUUCAACCUGAUUAAUAGAAAAGGGGGCAUUUAGAGUAGUGUUCAGGGAGUACAGCCAAUACGAAUUAGGUGUUUACUGAGAGUCAAAAGAAACUGUAAAUACGAGACAUAAAGUAUAAAAGUUUAAAAUUCAACAAGCAAACAUAAUUUUGCUGUUUAGAGUAGUUUAGCGGUAUGGACUAUUCCUGCCAUUUUAUAUGUGUGAUAUAUCAGCCAUAUUUCGUACCAGAAUUUGCCAUAUUGCCGUAUACAUUGGUGCCAUAAUUAAUAACAAAAAGAAGGAUCUAAAAGGUAACAGGACUGACUAACGAAACAGGUUUUGGUCUAGUCCUUGUUUUUUUUUUAUAGUACAUGUUUUAGAAAAUCUACUUUGGAGCCAUAUUAGAUAGGGAGCAAGAAGAGAAUUAACUACAAUAUAAAUGAAAGCAAAAAGAGGAAAUGACAGUGACUCGAAUGAACAAGGCACGCUUGCGGAAUGUUGUGUUGAUGCCACUGUAAGCUAUCCAGCAUUGGACCCUCCACAUUUUCAAACGUCUACCUAAAUCGUUGCCAAUGAAGAU
Hypomesus transpacificus is the source of this 2959-nucleotide messenger RNA. RefSeq names its product protein shisa-7 (gene shisa7a). Gene Ontology annotation, biological process: regulation of short-term neuronal synaptic plasticity; regulation of AMPA receptor activity. NCBI's taxonomy places the organism in Eukaryota, Metazoa, Chordata, Actinopteri, Osmeriformes, Osmeridae. The coding region runs from base 152 to 2260 and encodes 702 amino acids. The transcript has 5 exons. The record is from RefSeq and is a predicted model, not a curated record. Gene Ontology annotation, cellular component: postsynaptic membrane; AMPA glutamate receptor complex; dendritic spine membrane.